AUGGUCGCAUGGGGUCGCGGUGCGACAGCAGCCGUGUUCGGGAUAGGUAGAGGCCGGCAUUCCCAAGGUGGACCCGAUGGCGGGAAAAGCGGGUUACCACUAACAUUUUCGGAUAGCGAUCGGUGGAAGACGAGCAAUGGGUGCGGUUUCGCCGUGCUGGUAACCCGACGAUGGGAGUCGCUGCUGGUGUGGGCGAGCAGUGGCGGAAUUCGCUGGCUGGUCGCAGGCUUGGCUAUCGCUAUCAUGUUUUCCAAGGCCCUUGCCGUGUGGCUACAGACGCUGCUGAUCGGCCCCACUGCAUCCUUUGGAUCCGACACCGCCAACUUCCCCCUCUACUCCGAGGUGGCUCGCUGGUAUGCCAGUGGAGUCACGGCCGUGCUUGCACUCAUGGCCACCAAGCUCCUGGGCCGCCCCAUACUCUCGCCAGUCCCCAUCUACUCCUUUGCUGGCGCUGGUGCUGCCAUCACCAUCACGGCAGUGUGCAUCAGAGAGCUCAACGGGCGCAUUGGCAUUGGAGCCACCUGCAUGGUCUAUGCCCUGUGCACUCUCUCACUGCUUCUCUGGCAGUCGAUACUGAGUGGGGCGCCCAUGCUCGUGGGCUCCUGCAGCGGAUCCUCCCCCGUGGCAGCGGUGGCGUGGCGGCGAAUGCACUCGCUGCGUCUGCUGGGAUGUCUGCUCGCCUGCCUGGUCGCCUACAGCUGCUGGCUCUGGUUCCCACCGGCCUCUGAGGCAGCGCGGGUGCUACUGCCCUCUGCCACGCCGCUUUACCUCUGGCCGCCUGCCAGCAUGGGGGUGCGCUACUGGUGGUGGAUCGGGCCCCUCGCCGUGCCCAUAUUCGCGUUUCUCCUGUUCUGCUCUGACGGCCUAGCAGUGGCGCUGCAAGAGCGAGUCUAUCUACAAUACGACCUGCCAGUCACCUCGCUCGUGCUCUACGUGUCCACAUCCGCCUUGUUUGUUGACUUCUGGGCGUUUGCCUUCAGUGACCACUUCGACCGCGCCUUUGGCUUCGUCUUUGACUGCCCGCAGUGCCUGCUGUACCUCGUGCUCGCAUCCGUGCCAUCAGCGCUGGCAACCUUCCUCACGGCGCUGCUGCUGAGAGUCUCAGGCGGGCUCGUCUCCUCUCUCGUCUUGCGGGUGAGCCCCCGCCCCUCUGCUUCUCGCCCGCGGCUCCUCCUCUCCUCUCCAUUGCCUGCCCCCUCUCUCUUGAAGGAGGCCCUGAAACUGAUAGGUGCUGCUGAGAGUCUUCGGCGGGCUGGUCCCUUGUCUCGCCUGGCGGGCGGCUUUCUCUCUCUGCUCCGUUCCCUCCCUCCCUCCUCCCUCCCUCCCUCUCUUCUCCCUUCCCUCCCUCCCUCCUCCCUUCCCUCCCUCCCUCUCUCCUCCCUUCCCUCACUCCCUCCUCCCUUCCCUCCCUCCCUCCUCCCUUCCCUCCCUCUCUCCUCCCUUCCCUCCCUCCCUCCUCCCUUCCCCCCCUCCCUCCUCCCUUCCCCCCCUCCCUCCUCCCUUCCCUCCCGCACUCCUCCCUUCCCUCCCUCCCUCCUCCCUUCCCUCCCUCCCUCCUCCCUUCCCUCCCUCCCUCCUCCCUUCCCUCCCUCCCUCCUCCCUUCCCUCCCUCCCUCCUCCCUUCCCUCCCUCCCUCCUCCCUUCCCUCCCUCUCCGGCCCCAUCCGUCCCUCUCUGCCCCAUGCAGGUCGUCAUGAUCCUCCUUCUCUUCCCUCUGGACCCCUUUGCACCGCUCUGGAAAGUGCCUCAAAUUCUUACAGGCGUGGUAAGCACGAUACGCCCUCUACCAUCGUCACCUUCUCUAUCAUCCUCCCAACCCCUCUACCAUCCUCCUAACCACUCUGCCAUAACGCUCUGCAUCUGA
This is a messenger RNA of Closterium sp. NIES-65, 1863 nucleotides long. NCBI's taxonomy places the organism in Eukaryota, Viridiplantae, Streptophyta, Zygnematophyceae, Desmidiales, Closteriaceae. The record is from the annotation of a GenBank genome assembly.